This is a messenger RNA of Phlebotomus argentipes, 7125 nucleotides long. It is a transcript of the gene sev, whose product is annotated as protein sevenless. Gene Ontology annotation, molecular function: transmembrane receptor protein tyrosine kinase activity; ATP binding; protein binding. Gene Ontology annotation, biological process: positive regulation of kinase activity; multicellular organism development; protein phosphorylation. Gene Ontology annotation, cellular component: membrane; signaling receptor complex. NCBI's taxonomy places the organism in Eukaryota, Metazoa, Arthropoda, Insecta, Diptera, Psychodidae. The transcript has 6 exons. The record is from RefSeq and is a predicted model, not a curated record. Bases 249 to 6773 code for a protein of 2174 amino acids.
UUUCCGUUUUCCCAUUGACCAUCUCUCGAGUGAAAUUCUGCUCAAUUGAAAACAGCUUCCAGAAAAAACAUAUCCGUUGCAAAUUAAUUAUACUAAUAAAUUGCUGCGUCUCUGCAUUAAGUAAAUUAUUUUUCUCUUGGUGUUAAUCAUAUUUUUGACACACUCAUUGCCACACUGAUGCUCAUGAUUGCUGUUUGAAUUGGGCAAAAUUACAGGAUAUAUCCGCCACGGAGAAGACACAUUUUUACAUGUUCGAGAAGCUAACGCCCUCCAACAACUACUCAGUGUCGGUUACAAUGAGAAAUGCCGAAGGAGAAGGUCCAGCAGCAUCUACAAUCGUUUCGACACCACCUGAACCGGAAAUGGCUGUGGAUGAACCCAAUCCAACCAUCAUCUUAGCUACGGAGUAUUCAGUUCUCACACAAGGAUCGGAUCUACUCUCGGAUUCCUCGAAGGAUUUCUACACUACCGACAUCAGGAUCAAGGGAAUCGCAAUUCACAUUGCACAGCAGCUCCUCUUUAUCUCAGAAGAAUCGGGAUUUGUCUACAAAGCCCCGCUGGAGAUCACCGGCCCGAAGACAACAGUGCUGUCACCGCAUUCAGGAUUCAACUUCAAGCCUCAGCUACUCUCAAUUGACUGGCUAAACAACCACUUGUACAUUCUGGGGGAAGUGCAACACCCACACGCUCAUCGCAUAUGGCAAAUCUCCCGGUGUGAUCUUGAUGGAAAGGGUCUCACAGUCGCCACUGCGGGUUUAGUCAAGCGACCAGAUCACAUUGAAGUGGAUCCCUUCAAUGGAUACCUCUUCUGGGUCAUUACAGGCCAUUCAAUGGACAGCGGUCUUUUUCGCCUCGAUCUCGGCGACAUAUCCAAUGGGGUGAAGCACAAAGUGAAGCCCUUGCACAUGAUCCAGGGACAGAACUUGGCGCCCUUUACAGUGGAUCACACGAGGUUUCGCAUUCUCGUGCCUCUGCAAGACGAGAACACUGUGAUCUCUGUCUCAUUGGAUGGAAAGGAUCGUGAGGACAUCCGCAAAAACACAAAUCAACCAAAGUUCAAUGACGUGAGAUCUCUAGCCAUGGCAAACGGACUUUUCUAUUGGACUAAUGGAGAGGAUGUCAUCUCAGAGGAUUAUCACGUAGUCCAGAAAAUAUACUUCCACAACGCCUAUCCGGGACUCUCUAAUCGAACCUACAUCUCACUCUGCAUCAAUCUAAACUCCGCCCAGCCGAUUCCCAUUCCCGUCAACCCACCCAGCAAUGUUCAGGCCCUGCUCAGUGCCCGCAAAGCUAAAGUGUCGUGGCGAGUGCCGCAUCUGCUAGGCAAUCAAGGCAAAGGAACCUGGCAGAAUUGGAAGUACGAACUCGAGGUCAUGAACGACACGGAGAAAGUCACGUACCGAGACAUCAGAAGUGCUCAUCGGAAUAUCGACAAUCUGUUGCCCAACGCCAUGUACACUUUUAGAGUGGCGGCCUACACCAGUGCAGGCAAAGGCCCCUGGAGCACGGAAUUCAAAGCCAAGACCCUCAAUUCCCUGCACAACCGCUAUCUUAUUUGGUCUUCAGACAAUGGUCUUCUCCAGAGCGACGUCAUUGGGGAGCACAUUGAUACAUUGAUACCGAAGUCUGAACUUGGGGAGCACUAUGUCUCCGACAUUGCCUGGAUUGAGGAUAUGUUGUUCUUUGUCAGCAACUCCAGUCUUAACUUCUUCAACCGAACCAGCAGGGCCACAACAAAGUUGGGGGACUUUGACUCAGUCGAGAGCAUCGCUGUGGAUUGGAUAGGAAAGAGACUGUACUGGUCCAAUCCAACACAACAACUGAUAACAAGGAGUCACUUGAACGGGGAUCAGCAGGAAACCCUUCCAAUUCUAGCAGUAGCGAAAGAGUUGCGCAUUGACUCUCUGAGAGGCUUUAUAUACUUCUCAACUGGACAUGCCGUUGAAUCCUGCCGCUUGAACGGGAAGAACCGCAGAACCUACUACAGUGUGGAGUUGUAUUCGGGUCUACAAGUGAUGGGCUUAACCCUGGAUAUGGACAACCAAUUGGUGUACUGGAUCGUUCGCAGAUACGACAGUUCAAGCCUCUACAGUGCCCAAAUGGCUGGCAGUUUCGCUUCCAAUAUGAGCGUUACUGAAACCAAAUUGGGCGAGGCUUCACUCCAAGGACCCCUAACUCACUUCAGUGAUCGAUUAAUGUGGCUCCAAGACAAUAGAACAGUGAUUGUGGGGGACAUGAUGGGGAAGAAUUUGGCACAGAUCAAUAAUACCAAACUCAACGGAAUCCGCGCAAUUUCUGUCAUUGAUCCAACGCAUCACAUUUAUCCCUCAAACUUGACCUUCAUCAAUGUAAUACCUAAUCAAGUCAAGAACCACACCAUCAAGAUCAGAGGCGUAUGGACAUCUUUUGAGAUAAUUUGGGAGCCAGUCAGCAAUGUCAACUACGGCCAGGUCUUCUACGAAAUCCGCAUUCACGCCUCGGGACACAAGGACAUUGUCAAGGAAGUAAUGGAGCCUAUUUGGCAUCAUCGAUCGCACUCUCUGCAACCGUACAGUCCACUGGACAUCACGGUCAGAGCCUUCACUUUCUGGGGUUCAGCUUUACCGACUAGGAGUCACAUUCACUCUCCGCCAGCCAAGCCCACAACGCCCACAAACCCCAGAAUCUUCAUCACACACUACGAUGAUCCUCUGAGAGGUGGACUCAAUCUCACAGCCACCUUCAGAUGGAGCCCACCACUGCAUCCCAACGGGCCCAUUCUAGGAUAUCGCGUCAAGUGUUGGUAUGAAGAGGAUUUCAAAGAAAACCAAAAGUGCGAUAACGUUCAGGUUUCUGCGACAACAGAAGAGAUGAUUCUAACAAAUUUAGUACAAAAUGUUACUUACUUCUUCCAAGUCCUCGCCUUCACGGAAGCCGACAGUGGAGAAUUCACGCGACCGUUGGGUGUGGAAACAGCCAAGGAAAAGUCAAUUCCUCGAGUGAUUGUAUCAACUAAGGACCACCACAUUCUCGGCAUUGAUCUGGAUUUGAAGAAGAGCGAAAGUAUCCUCAGCACGGGAAACACUGUAAAAUACAUGACUUACAUUGCGCGAGAGAAGAAGAUCUUUUGGAUCAAUGAGGUCAAUGAGAUAAUGUCCUUUAACGGAUCAACCCAGUUCAAAUUGCUGACGAUAAGCUCUGAAGCGCUCUCCUUGGCUGUCGAUUGGGUUGAAAGAAGUCUGUAUUGGUCACACGUGGAUGGAAACUUUUCAGUCUUGGCCAUGUUAGACCUCACUAAGUACGAAGCAUACAAACGGGGUGUCGUUGAACUGGUGAGGAGAGAAGCCAUCAUUAGGAACAUCUUAGUUUCUCCGAUGGAUAAAAUGAUUUUCUGGACUGAACACCGAUCCAACGGACAAAACGACGAUGAGGUGCAAGUCAUUUCGUACAAUAUCUACACCGGCACCAUCAUGAGCAUGGAAUUGUUUCCAACUGAAGAAUGUCCCAACAUUUCCCUCACCUCCAGUUUCCGUCCUUUUGCACUCGAAACAAAGUCCGACCGAGAAACACACAUGAUUUGGACUGAUAAAGAGCAAAAUCUCUACUCAACCGGCAUAACAACGCAAUACUGCAGAUCACUGGACUUUCACUACAGUGAUCCAACACUGAGCUUCGUGAAAGACUCCUCGAGGAUUUACUGGAUAUCAGCGGAUAAUGUGAUUCAUGCUAAAAAUGAUCACAGCGUUAAAUUCUACAAAUAUCCCGUAUCCAAAGCUGAGUCUAUUAUGGCUUUAUAUCAUCAAGCGUAUCCCAGCAAAAAGUGCCUGAUUCCUAAUUCCAAGGAUUCCUCGAAGUACGAAGCUAGUCUCUUAGCAUCAACAUCGAAUACCAUCAAGCUGAAACUUCCCAUUCCCACACCGGCCACAGGAUGCAACUUCCCCAUUCCCGCCAUCAAGUACAUCAUCUUCUUCCGGCCAAUUGAUAAGAAUUACCCAGAUGGAGGAAGGUGCAACGUCACAACUUGCCAAGUGGUUUAUUCCUUUGACAACAUCAAGACUAUACAUGGACUGAAACCUUUCACAAAGUACAAAUUCCAAAUUGGCGUCAGCAAUUACUAUGCAGACAAGUUGCAAUUACGCGUGAAUCUAGGGCCGAGCAAGAUCUUCUCAACGGCAGCUGGAGCACCUUCGAUACCGACUGACAUAGAAGUUGAGGUGAUCAGUCCUAAUGAAGUGAACGUGACGUGGCAUCAACCGCGGGAAAUUAACAGCAAUGAUAUUUGGUAUGAAGUGCACUGGCAGACUGAGAAUCCAAGCAAUGGCAUCCGCAACAGACAGCAACAGCUCGUCUACACCACUCAUCACUCUCUGACAAAGCUCAUACCUCAGCAAUCGUACCGAAUUUGGGUGCGCGCUUACUCCACAAACGACACGUUCUCGGAGAGUGAAGUUAUAGGAGUGGAGACGUUCCAGGAGCCAGACAACAUCACCCUUCUUCAGAACACCUCCACUUCGCUGACAAUCUCUUGGCAACCGCAUGGAAAUGUAUCCAUGUUUCAAUUAGGAUACAAGGUGUUGAGUAAUCCGACGAUAGCUCCGCAUGUGGUGUAUGAUUCUGCUCAAGCGGGAGACUUGCCUCCCUUCAAUGGCACUUUUACCGUCAACGACUUAGAGCCUAAAACCACCUACAGGUUCUACGUCUUAUUGUACUACCCAAAGAUGGAUUCACCCUACCUCUGGCCGCCUGACACUCGAUCCGUGUUUGAAACCUUGGGCGACAAGCCCACAGCCCCUGGAAAGCCUCUCGUGAAACAUUUAAGCGGAGACGUUUACAAAGUGUUCUGGGAACCUGCCAAAGACAACGGAGCGCUCAUAGAAGAGUACAGUCUGGAAGCCUUCCAGUCCAAACCAACCUCCAAUCGUGUUCGACGAUCACCAACUCUCGAAAUAAAUAGCGACGAUGUUGAGAAGAUCGCCCUGCACAGGAUCACUAACAGUAAUAUUACUCUAUCCGAGCGUGACGUCUCCUGGUCUGUGGACGUUGCGCCAGAGGAUCAGUGGAAAAUCUACUACAACGGUUCAGAGCUGUACUGGAUUCCACAGGAACUCACCCCAAUCCAUGUUUAUUCAUUCAGAGUCAGGGCGCGCAAUUCAUACGGCUGGGGCCCAUACAGUUCAACUAGCGAACCUAUCAGUGAACCCUACGUGGACGUCACCAACAGGAGCAGCAUGAUCAUUGUCAUAGUGAUCUCGAUGAGCUUCGUUUUCCUGAUUGCUUUUGUCGUGUGUAUCAUCACAGUGUUCGUCCGACGAGAUACGGACAAGAAAUUUUUUCCCGACGCCUCAGCGAGAAUUCCAGAUGUUGAACUGGCAAACCUGAGAGAAAUGCCUCACGGAGCGAGCUUCCACGUGAACGUUCUCUACACCACAGGGCCUCUUUCGGAUUCGGAUGUGGCUUCGCUGCCUCAAAUUCGAAGGGAUCAGAUUACCAUGACUAAAUUCCUGGGCAGCGGAGCUUUUGGGGAAGUCUACGAAGGUUGUGUCAAGAAUCCCGAAGAUCCUGAAACAAGAGUGGCCAUCAAGACUCUGAGAAAAGGUGCGACUGAACAGGAAAAAGCAGAAUUCUUGCAAGAGGCUCAUUUAAUGAGCAACUUCAAACACGAGCAUAUUCUCCGGCUUAUUGGAGUGUGCUUCGACCUAGACUCACUUUACAUCAUUAUGGAGUUGAUGCAGGGCGGGGAUCUCUUGAGUUUCCUUCGCCAGAGCCGACCGUCGAUGGACUUUCCAUCUUCCCUCACGCUUUUGGAUAUCGUUUCCAUGUGCGUGGACGUGGCUUCGGGGUGUCGCUAUCUGGAGGAAAUGCACUUUGUCCAUCGAGACUUGGCUUGCAGAAACUGUUUGGUGUCUUCAGUCGAUCCCGAGGGUAGAGUUGUCAAGAUAGGAGACUUUGGCCUGGCCAGAGACAUCUACAAGAACGACUACUACAGAAAAGAAGGCGAAGGGCUGCUUCCCGUUCGCUGGAUGUCGCCUGAGAGCUUAGUAGACGGUGUGUUCACUUCCCAGUCGGAUAUCUGGGCCUUCGGAGUUCUCUGUUGGGAAAUUAUGACCCUGGGACAGCAGCCUUAUCCUGCCAGAACCAACGUUGAGGUCCUGCACUACGUUCGGAAUGGAGGACGCCUCACUCGGCCCACAGAUUGUCCUGAAGAAUUAUAUCAACUAAUGCUGAAAUGUUGGAGCUACUGUCCCGAAGAUAGGCCUACAUUCAGAUACUGCCUAGAGAUCUUAGAGACCCUGAAGAACAACACAAAUGACUCCAUUCAGAUUACAAUGCAACACACGUACAGGAAUGGUGGACACAAAAUCGUGAGUGGCGAUUCUGGAAUCACGUCGAUUCCCAGCCAACGAGUGGAUCACUCGAUCCCGACCACGUCCACAGACACAGGUCUAAUACCAAAGUACAUAGAAUUAAUCUAUAGCAGCGACGAUAAACCGCCUAGUCUCGUGAGUGAAGACUACGAAAUCCCUAUUACGAACUUCCCCUCAACGGAAGGCAGUACAAACAUCCCAGAUCCCACGAGGACUCCCAGCAGUUGCGCAGGGCAGCUGCCCAGCCGCAACACCAUCCUCACCGUGGCCCUGCCCGAUCCCUCAGCGGACGCCUGCUCGAGUCUGGACGCCCUUCUGCCGCAGCAGACGCACACCUACGAUGGGAAAGUGCAUCCGUCACCCAUAAUCAUCUAUUCAAAUACAACUGCCGCGCCUUCAACGUCAACCGACGGAAAGACAGUGUUAUGAGAGCCUUAGAGAGCGCAUUGUACAUUUUUAGUCUGAUGGUUAACAUGAGGACUCAUCAAGAUAAGUAGAGAUGAAAAGAAAAGAACAGCAAAGACAGUAAGAAUCAGAGUAUUACCAUGUUAUAUUCCAUCUACUCAUCUCUGCUUAUUGCUCAUCAAUUACAAUAAACACCCUUAUAUUAAAGGUGUACGCAAUACGUAAAUAAAUUAAUAAAUUAUAUCAACUGUAAAUAUCUGUAGGCAAUUAAAUACCAUGAACAAAUUUUUGUAAUUUAAGAAUCAAAUACCAAAUCAAUCUAAAUUUAAAAUUCAAUUACUUUCUAAUAAGAGACAAGAAUAAAAUUGUAAGUCAA